AUGGACUUCCCACUUCCUCCAGAACUCCCUAUUGGUGAUCCAUCUCUCCUAGGUUCUCUGAAACCAAAGGCUGCCACCCCACCUCAGGAACCAUAUAAGAAAAGACCAAGAAUCUGCUUACCACAUUAUGGGGAAAAGAGAGAAACAGAAAUUGAUCAGAGGAAAAACUGUGUGGACAAGUUUGAUAUACUUGGAAUUAUUGGGUGGGGAACCUAUGGACAAGUAUAUAAAGCUCAGGACAAAGACACAGGAGAACUAGUAGCCCUAAAGAAGUUUCUACUAGAUGAUAAAGAAGAAGGCUUCCCAAUCACAGCCAUUCGUGAGAUCAAAAUUCUUCGACAGCUGAAUCACCAGAAUGUUAUUCAUAUGAGGGAAAUUGUCACAGAUAAACAAGAUGCCCAGGAUUUCAAGAAGGACAAAGGUGCCAUUUACCUUGUGCUUGAAUACAUGGACUAUGACUUAAAGAGGCUGCUACAAUCUGGAUCAGCCUAUUUAUCUGAGGGCCACAUCAAGGCUUUCAUGAAGCAACUAAUGGAAGGAUUGGAUUAUUGCCACAAAAAGAAUUUCCUACAUAGGGAUAUUAAGUCUUCCAACAUUUUGCUGAACAACCGGGGACAGGUCAAGCUGGCAGAUUUUGGACUUGCUCGAUCCUAUAACUCUGAAGAGAGUCGUCCUUACACAAAUAAAGUCAUAACAUUGCAUUAUCGACCACCAGAACUGCUCUUAGGAGAGGAGCACUACACACCAUCCAUAGACAUUUGGAGUUGUGGUUGUAUCCUAGGUGAACUGUUUACAAAGAAGCCCAUUUUUCAAGCUUAUCUGGAAGUGGAUCAGCUCAAUCUCAUCAGUCAGCUCUGUGGCAGUCCCUGUCCAGCUGUGUGGCCUGAUGUUAUUAAGCUACCUUACUUCAACACAAUGAAACCAAAGAAGCAAUACCCUAGGUGUCUGCAUAAGGUGUUCUCUUUUGUUCCUUUGGCUGCUCUAGACUUACUUGACCACAUGCUGAUACUGGAUCCUAACAAGCGAUGCACUGCUGAGCAGGCCCUGAAGAGUGACUUUCUUAGAGAUGUUGAGCUCAGUAAAAUGGCUCUUCCAGAUCUCCUUCAUUGGCAGCAUGGCUAG
This is a messenger RNA of Monodelphis domestica (gray short-tailed opossum), 1122 nucleotides long. Lineage: Eukaryota; Metazoa; Chordata; Mammalia; Didelphimorphia; Didelphidae. The record is from RefSeq and is a predicted model, not a curated record.